Fonsecaea erecta is the source of this 2598-nucleotide messenger RNA. RefSeq lists its product as hypothetical. The transcript has 2 exons. The coding region runs from base 1 to 2598 and encodes 865 amino acids. The record is from RefSeq and is a predicted model, not a curated record. Lineage: Eukaryota; Fungi; Ascomycota; Eurotiomycetes; Chaetothyriales; Herpotrichiellaceae.
AUGACUAAACGCCUCUCUGCAGCCAGCUGCAUUUCGUCCCAAACUCCGAGAUUCGUGUGGAUCUCCGACGCCCUCUUGACGGACGCUUUCAAUCGAUUCUGUCACCACAAGCGCUAUGGCAGCAGCGUGCCAGGUCCCCUGGAGGCACAGCGGCGUGCUGCGAGACGCAAGAAUACCAGUCUGGCGUACGCCAGCCCCGGAGGCAUCUCGGCCGACCCUUCAAUUGUCCUCGGGAGCUCCGCCAACAAGCUAGCUUGGUGGCAGUCUCCCCAGCAUGCAGAAACCGCAGCAGAUUCAUCUUCUCCUCGGGUCCUGCCAUCAUGGAUUUUUCCUUUUGAAAGUUCGAUUGCCCACUCCCCGCCCACCUCCGUUACAAUCGAGACAGGAAGAACACCAGUAAAGCCGAAAACAACGCUUGGAGAUGAGAUGAUGCGGCUGUCCAAAUGCAAAACUCUGGUCGAGGUCAAGGAUUGGGUUCAGGAUGAAGGAGUCAGUCUGCGUGAAAACGCUCGUGUCCGAGCUGCAAUACCUGGACAUAUCCUACAGAUGGACUUCCAGAUGCACGAGAUCGCGUCGUAUAUAUGCGACCCAAUGUUUCAUCCGCCAGGAACGUCAUAUGUCUUGCAAUUAGUCCGUGGCUUACUCGGUCGUACUUGGGACGCAACCUCCUGGGGAAUCUUGCGUGAUGCACUUUGUUCCGCUACUGAACUUGGGCUUCUCACCAUUCAUGACCUGAAGGAAGUCAUUGCUGAGGUGGCCAGCCUGGCUGAACUGCAGCUGACCGACGCCCAUGGCAAGGAAAAGAGGGUCAAGGUCAAUGCCCAAAUGUAUCUGAUCUAUGGAAUGCUGGAAUCUCUAGAUCGCUCCACAGUGUUGCGGACUACCGACCUUGGAUCCUCCUUCCUGGCUGGACUCUUCUCGAGGUUUGCGACACUGAAACACUAUCGUGGCUGGUGCCAGAAGUUGUUGUGGCGUCUCCUACCGUGGGCACCGAAGUCUCAGGUUCCCGUCAUUCGCCGGAUCACUCUGAAACAGCUCCAUUACGCCUGUCGACACAAACCCCAGGAUGAAGUAGGGCGAAGGCUCGCAGAAAGGCUCGCAGUGGCCGACCCAGAGGUUCUACAGCUGGCUUUGACUGAUGUAACGGAGAAGUUGCUCAGUAUGACGACGGAAUCCGGAACAAUGCUGUACAUGUACUUAUGGCAUCACUGGUGUGGCACAUUGGCCGUUCUCGGAUCUCCAGAUUUCGACGUCUCUCUGACACAGCAUGGAUGGGUUUCUACUCAAUCCGCCAAAAGCUCCGUGCCACAAGAUCAACGUUUGCUGGCAUUUGCCUGGACUGCUAUGUAUCUCUCACAAGACUGUCGAGGGUCGAUGGACGUGGAGGAGCACCUGCAGUUCCGAAUUCGCUUCGAAGCACUGCUCCGAUCAAUCCCCGAGUUCUCUGAGGAUUUCCUGGAUCGUGCCGUUACCGAGCUUGGGACUAUGCCGCUACCGAACAAACAUAUACUCCUGCGAAAUCUCGCGAGAUUGUCGACUAGAGCAGACGCACUGCUUCCAACAUUGGAUGCCAAGUCUUAUACUGAGUCGACACUUGGGCCCGGUAUAUCUCCAAGCUUGAUCGACAAGCGCAUUCAGAAUGCUCAUUUAGAGGGCAAUGACACCCUGGCGGAGCUGAUCAAGAGUUCAAAAUGUGAUCUUUCAGCUUUCAAGAUUUUGUCCCGACGGAUGAUCCAGAAAAGCACGACUUCGUUCGGUUUUAUUUGCCAUCUUUUGGAGACCAAUCUGCUUUUCAAGCUAGCUCUGCGGACACCUCUAAGGCCGGCUGCUCUUGAGAAGCGGAUGUGCCAAAAGCACAUCGGUAUAUUCGCGAAUCUCAGUACUUCAGAGGAGGAUCGAACGGAACACCCGUCGAGCAGGUCGAGCUUACCCAACAGGGACGAGGUAAUCGACUUGAUCGGUCAUCUCGCCCUCUCAUUUGCGACCUCGACUGUCGCCACUCCACGGGCUGCACUACGCAGAGUGUAUUGGUGCUAUCUGUUUCUUCGCCGCUACGGAGCACCCGUUCCACCAGCCAUCACCCAAGCAUUAUGGCACGCCGGCAUCACACGAUAUGGCGACCACGGUACGGCGGCAACACUGUUGAAGUGGGUUCUAAUGCAAAUAAAACAGGUCGAAGGCGAGAGCGUUGCUAACCUGCUACUCUGGAACGAGACCUUUCGUCGGAUGCGGGAAGAGCAAAUUGCCGCUUGUUCCAAGAUCGAUCAAGACGCGGAAAAGAGAUUGGUUGCCGAAUUAGAAGCUUCGGCUAUAAGUGACGAGGGUGAAAGAGAGGUUGACGCAGCGUUCACCUCGGCUUCUUCCUCCUCGUCGGAAAACCAUAUUGCCAGUGGCGAAGAAGCAACAGACCCAGUCCUACUAAAGAAAAUCGCAUUCAUCAGAUCCGAGCCGCCGGACAAGCCAGUCUGGAUUCCCAGAGCACAGAGGAUGGCCAAUUCUCACGAGUUCUCAAUUGCAGCGGACGAGAAGCAGCAGGAGCUAUUACAGCGCAGGGCGGCGGAAGCACUCAAGGUGGCGAACUUAGUGUAUCGAGACUGA